Molecule: messenger RNA, 1152 nt
Organism: Aspergillus steynii IBT 23096
Lineage: Eukaryota; Fungi; Ascomycota; Eurotiomycetes; Eurotiales; Aspergillaceae
Exons: 3
Coding region: 1-1152 (383 amino acids)
Source: RefSeq, a predicted model, not a curated record
AUGGACCCCAGCAUCCCACUCGAGAAGCUGCUGCAGAUGCCCGCGGCGACUCCUCCGCCAGGAGUGACACCUAAUCUGGUCGAUCCGCCCAACGAAGAAGCGGCGGCCAAAGGGAUUAUUUUGAGCUUUUGGAUCUUCUGCUCGUUGAUACUGUUUAUCCGUAUUUAUACCAAGCUGGUAUUGAUCCGGAAGUUCGAUCUGUCAGACUAUUUUGCUCCGUACUGGCUUUUCGCCGAUCUGGCGGCCGGGGUAGACCAGUGGAAUAUGCGACUUAAGGAAUUCUCCCAAGUGAUUUUGUACUUUCAUGCAGGCGGCGUAUUGUAUGGCUGCUGCAUCUUCUUCAUCAAAGUAGCCAUUCUGUUGCAGUUUAUCGAGAUCUUCGUCCCCAUUCGCAGGACAGGCACGUUCUACUGGACCUGCGUGAUCACUAUCAUCGUGAACUUUGUAUUCUACUUUGUCGCCUUCUGGCUCGAGAUUUUCUCCUGCACCCCGGUUGAGAAGUAUCACAAGCCAUGGGUUAAGGGCACAUGCAUGGACUACAAAAUGUUGAACGUGGCCGCCAGCUCCGUCAACGCAAUCUCGGACAUCAUCAUCCUGAUCCUGCCGCAAAUGCGGAUCUGGAAAUUGCAAAUGCCUCUGAGCCGUCGGAUCGCCGUCUCUGCCGUGUUUUUGGUCGGCGUUAUGUACGAAAGACCGUCAUUUUAUGCUUCGUCUGAGACGAAAAUGCUAACAUAUCGCUUCCCUAGGGCCGUCACCGCUGCAGUCGUCCGUCUCGCCUACACCGUCAUCCUCGCGACGACCGACAAUAUCUCCUAUUUCGCUUACCUGUCGGGGAUUUGGACGACCCCGGAACUGUCCAUGGGAAUUGUCGUGGCAUGCUUGCCCACCGUGCCCAAGUUCGUGAAGAGCCUCGACCCGAAUCAUCGUUUGUCGCGCAUCGGCUCUUCGAUCCAGGAUAUUUUCUCGAUCGGCAGUCGCUCUCACUCGCGCUCUCGCUCCCACAACUACUCGUCGGAUCGCACCGAAGGAAACAAUGCGCCGUACACUACUAUAAAGGGAGGGAAAGAUGCCUGGUCUGAUUCCCUUCCGCUCGUGUCCACGUCGAGUGGGGGCACCUUGAAACAGCCAGCGGUUGGGAGUGAAACAGUAUAA